This is a messenger RNA of Juglans microcarpa x Juglans regia, 4024 nucleotides long. RefSeq names its product protein argonaute 2-like. Bases 206 to 3844 code for a protein of 1212 amino acids. Gene Ontology annotation, molecular function: protein binding; RNA binding. Gene Ontology annotation, biological process: regulatory ncRNA-mediated post-transcriptional gene silencing. The transcript has 3 exons. NCBI's taxonomy places the organism in Eukaryota, Viridiplantae, Streptophyta, Magnoliopsida, Fagales, Juglandaceae. Gene Ontology annotation, cellular component: cytoplasm. The record is from RefSeq and is a predicted model, not a curated record.
GGCAUCAGUUGCAUCGAAACUUCUGGAAUUUCCGAGGUCUUUCACCAACCUUUUUGUCCCCACCUUGGCACGUUCUCUCUCUCUCUCUCUCUCUCUCUCCGCGUCAAAUUAUAUAUCCAUGGCGCGCUGCACUGUACAGAUUGCUUCCACAAAAUCUACUUGCUUAACGGUUAGUGCUAGAUAGCGACUUUGCUUCCGAGAUCCAAUGGAGGGAGGAGGCGGAUACAGAGGACGAGGCAGAGAUGGAGGUGGAAGAGGAGAUUCGGUGGAGAGAGGAGGACCAGGAGGCGAUUGUAGCGCAAGAUCCAGAGACGGAGGCAGAGGUGGAUGGAGAGGAAUAGGUGGUGGUGGUGGUUAUCAACAGAGGCCGUGGAGGACUGGGGCCCAGGGGUGGGAAGAAAAACAACGACAGCAGCAAGGCGAUAGUAAUGAUGAAUCUGGUCAUUGGAGGUCUCAGGUGAUGGGAACCGCAUUGACGGGCGGUUCAGGAGAGGGCUCAAGCAGUGUUGGGGGUGGUAGCAGAGGAGCUUGGAGGCGUGGUGGUGAUAAUAGAGUGGGAGAAUUAUCGUGGAGGAGUGAUAGUGACAUUGAGCCCUCAGGGCCUGAACAGCAGCGAGUUGAUACCAAUGUUGAAUCGGGCCAGUGGAGGGCUCUGGCUGUGGGAUCCGCGUUGGUGGGCGGUUCAGGCGAGGGUUCGAGCAGAGUUUGCGGUGGUGGUAGAGGAUCGUGGAGGAGUGAUCAUAAUGCUGAGCCCUCACCUGAACAGCAGCAAGGUAAUGCCAAUGUUGAAUCGGUCCAUUGGAGGGCUCCGGUGGUGGGCGGUCCAGGCGAGAAUUCGAGCAGAGUUGGCGGCGGUAGUAGAGGAUUGUGGAGGCGUGGUGGUGAUAAUAGAGGGGGAGGAGAAGCGUGGAGGAGUGACAGUAAUGUUGAACCCUCACCUGAACAGCAGCGAGGCGAAACCAAUGUUGAAUCGGGCCGUUGGAAGGCGCCGGUGGUGGGACCCGCGUGGGUGGGCGGUUCAGGUGAGGGUUCGAGUAGCAUUAGCGGUGGUAGUAGAGGAACGUGGAGGCGUGGCGGUGGUAAUAGAGAGGGAGGAGAAGCGUGGAGGAGUGGGACAGGUAAGAGUCCAUGGAUUGCUGCUCCACCUGUUCAGCGUCAGCUCCAGAGAUCUCCACCUGAACGUAUAGCUGAUCCUGUUCUUCCAGAACUGCAAUCUCUGAGAAUGUCAGAGAAGGUGACAACUUUUCAAUCUGAACCUCUAGAAGAUUCAAACAGAAAUCUUCCGGUGAAACGACCUGAUGAGGGUGGCACACUAGCUACCCGAACAACCACGCUUUGUGUCAAUCACUUUCCUGUCAAGUUCAGUGCAGACACUGUUAUAAUGCACUAUGAUCUCAAUAUCAAACCAGAGGUGCCGCUCAAGAAUGGUCGACCUGUGAAAGUAUCAAAACCAAAUCUGUUGAUGAUCAGGAAUAAAUUAUCUUCUGAUGAUCCUGUACGAUUUCCCUUGUCGUUGACUGCAUAUGAUGGCGAGAAGAACAUUUUCAGUGCAGUAUCAUUACCCACUGGAAAAUUUUAUGUGCAACUCCCUGAGGGAGAAGACACAAGGGGUGGUUCAUAUGUAGUUACCAUCAAGCUUGUGAAUGAGCUCAAGCUUUGCAAGUUGAGAGAUUACUUAUGUGGUUAUCUUUUGUCGAUCCCCCGUGAUAUAUUGCAAGGAUUGGAUCUUGUAAUGAAAGAGAACCCAGCUAGGAACAUGAUCGCAGUUGGCCGAAGUUUUUUCCCAAGAGUACCUAGGGAAGGAGAUGAUCUUAGGUGCGGCAUCAUGGCAUCUAGAGGGUUUCAACACAGCCUAAGGCCCACCUCCCAAGGUCUAGCCAUGUGUCUGGAUUACUCAGUUUUGGCAUUUCGGAAGCGAAUGCCUGUUAUAGAUUUUCUUGGGGAGAAUAUUGUCGGUUUUGAUAUGCAUGAUUUCCGAAGGUUUAGGAGAGAAGUAGAUAGGGCACUGAAGGGGCUGAAAGUUAAUGUGACUCACAGAAAAACCAAACAAAAGUUCAUCGUGAGGGGCUUAACAUUUGAUAAUACAAAUAGGAUUCUAUUUGAUGUAGAAGAUCCAGAGUGCAAGAGUUCAACAAGGAGAAUCAGGAUUGUUGACUACUUUAGGGACAAAUAUGACAAGGAAAUUUUGUAUAAGGAUAUUCCCUGCUUGGAUUUAGGAAAAGGAAAUAAGAGAAAUGAUGUGCCGAUGGAGUUUUGUGUCUUAGUUGAGGGGCAAAGGUAUCCAAAGGAGCAUUUGAAUAGACAUGCGGCCAUAAUGUUGAAGGACAUGUCAUUAGCAAAACCAAAGGUUAGGAAGGAUGAGAUAUGCAGCAUGGUGUGCUCUAAAGACGGACCUUUUGGUGGAGGUAUGGUUCAAAAUUUUGGACUGAAAGUAGAUUCGAACAUGACAGAAGUUACAGGGCGCAUUAUUGAGCCACCUGAGUUGAAGCUAGGUGCUUCUGAUGGCAAAACAAUUAAGGUUACAGUUGAAAAAGUGAAAUGCCAGUGGAACCUUGUUGGAAAAUCAGUUGUGGAAGGAAAAAGAAUUGAUAGGUGGGGUGUUAUUGACUUCAGCUCUUCCGAUAGGGGUAAAUUCAGACUGGAUCGUGAUGAUUUCAUUCGAAAGCUUAUUAAUCGUUGCAAAGAUCUGGGAAUCCACAUGGGGGAUCCUUGUGUAUGUAAGCGCGCAACAAUGGAUAUAUUCUUAAGGCUUGACAUGCUGCGUGAACUACUUGAAAGCACGAAGGAAGAGGCUUAUAAGAUUUAUAAAGGUCAUCUACAAAUUCUUCUUUGUGUGAUGUCUAAGAGGGAUCCUGGUUACAAAUAUCUCAAGUGGAUCUCUGAGACCCAAGUUGGUAUUGUGACACAGUGUUGCCUAUCCACUAAUGCUAACAUGGCAAAUGACCAGAAUCUUGCAAAUCUUGCUAUCAAGAUAAAUGCCAAGCUUGGAGGUAGCAAUGUAGAGCUUAAUGACCCUCUGCCCCACUUUGAGGACAAAGGUCAUGUUAUGUUUGUAGGGGCUGAUGUCAAUCAUCCUGGUUCAGGGAACACUACAAGUCCAUCUAUAGCUGCUGUUGUUGCAACCAUGAACUGGCCUGCUGCAAAUCGCUAUGCAGCACGUGUCUGCCCACAAGACCAUCGAAAGGAGAGGAUUCUGAGUUUUGGGGACAUGUGUCUGGAACUUGUUGAAAACUAUGCUCGGCUCAACAAUGUUAGGCCAGACAAGAUUGUGGUCUUUCGUGAUGGAGUAAGUGAGAGCCAAUUUGAUAUGGCCCUCAAUGAGGAGUUGUUAGAUUUGAAGAGGGCAUUCCAAUCUGUAAAGUACACGCCAACUAUCACACUUAUUGUUGCCCAAAAGCGACACCAGACUCGUUUCUUUCCGGAAAGUGCCCGGGAUAGGAGUUCCCUUGGCAAUAUAUCUCCGGGCACAGUUGUGGACACAAUAGUAGUUCAUCCAUUUGAGUUCGACUUCUAUCUUUGUAGUCAUUAUGGAAGCCUUGGGACUAGCAAGCCCACGCACUACCAUGUCCUAUGGGAUGAGCAUGGGUUUACUUCUAACCAUUUGCAAAAGCUCAUAUAUGAUCUCUGUUUUACCUUUGCUCGGUGCACUAAACCUGUAUCGCUAGUCCCACCGGUCUAUUAUGCUGAUCUUGUCGCUUAUAGGGACGCCUCUAUUUUGAGGCAAUGGAGGGACAUUCCCCAGCUUCAACAGCAUCCACUUCCACAUGUUCAACGUCAUCUUCUUCGUUGUCAACAUCGUCACUUGAUCAAAAAUUCAAUUUUUUCAAGUUGCAUCCCAAUCUAGAAAAUAAAAUGUAUUUUGUUUAGAGGCUUGCAUCGGUGAUCCUUGAUCUCUUGCUCUUUUCUUCAGGAAGGGGUUAGGAUAAACACCUUUGUUGACGAUGCCCGAUGCCCUCCUUUCCUAAUGUGAAUUGGCAAAGGAGUUUGUGCGUGAAUCUAAUGGGUUAUGACUUAUUUUCGUGUC